AUGGCACCAGACCAUGCAACAGCCGGAAAACUGCACGUGGAUGAUUCAAAAACAGCGUAUGUCGGCGGUUCACACUGGAAAGCCGUGCUGGAGAGCAUCUCCGAGUUGAAGACGCUCAGCGAGGAAGAACCAGAUGACAGCGACAGGCCUUCUCCGGAGCAACAGACAGAGUACGGGCUAGAGGAUAGCAUUCUCAUCCCUGGAACCACAAGGGAACGUCCCAGGCUUUUAUACGGAUGGCACAAACCAGCUUCCGUGGCCGAUAUUUUGGCAGCCAUGCCGGAGAAGAGUGUCGUGGACCGGCUCGUAUCCAGCUAUUUCAGCAACCCGCCCAUACCGCACGUCCUUUUGCACCCAGGCAGCUUCUCCCGACAAUACGAGAGAUUCUGGGCCGAUCCGUUCAACACGCCCCUGACGUGGAUAGCCCUCCUCUACGGCAUCAUGUGUCUCGCCACGCAGGCCGAAACCUUUCAAAGCCUGGUCCUCGAAAGCAGCCUCACGCCGCAAACGCCCGUCCCGAGCAUGCCCCCCUCGCGGCCCCAGUACCUCGACCAGGUGGAACAGAGCCUCAUAGCAGGAAACUACAGCAACGGCGGGCCCUUUGCCCUCGAGGCCCUCCUGCACUACACCAUCGUCGAGCAGACGAGGUACCCGGACGCCGACGUCGGCACCUGGCUGCUGACGGGCGUCAUCGUCCGCCUCGGCCUCCGCAUGGGCUACCACCGCGACCCGUCGCACUUCCCCGGCAUCACGCCGUUCCAGGGCGAGAUGCGGCGGCGCAUCUGGGUCGUCAUGCACGCGCUCGACGUCAUGACCUCGCUGCUGCUGGGGCUGCCGCGCGUCAUCAAAGACGGCCAGUGGGACACGAUGCCGCCGAGAAACGUGCACGACUCGGAACUCGACGAGGGUGCUGCCCGUCUUCCGCCGUCGCGGCCGGAGUCUGAGGCCACGCCCGUCUUGCACCUGCUCGCGAAGCACAGGAUGCUGGUGGUGCUUGGGGCCAUUGCCGAUACGAGCAUGAGCGUGGCGGCGGACCGGUGCGACGCGUCCGCCCUAGAGACUGAGAGGAGAAUGAUUGCCCGGCUGAGAGAGGCGUACGACUCCGUUCCGGUGAAUGCGAAAUUCGACGCCGUUUGUACCAUCUUGUCCAGUAGACCUAGCGACAUGUUGAACCGGCUCAGCAUCACGAUGUUGUUGCAGAAGGGGCUCAUUGUUCUCAACUGGCGCCAUGUCAUGCCGACCGGAUCUGUCAUGAGUCCAGAUGAUCCUGUCGGAAGGAGCGGCGGGCGGCUCAAGGGCGACACCGAGGGGUAUCAGAUUUGCAUACAGGCCGCGCUGGAGAUCCUCACUGUGCAAGAGACUAUUGACCGCGAGACCCGGCCGGGCGGUCUUCUCUUCCCGCUCACCCUGCUGCUGUACUCGGUCGUCAAGCACGAGUUCCUCAUGGCGACUACCGUUCUCAUCACGCACAUGUACCGCGCGGCGGUGGGCCGGCCGGACAUCCAGCAAGACUCCAGGGAGAGGAUGCUCUCGCAGCAAGUGGAAGUGGCGCUGAGGAAGUCGCACGAGAUAUGGAUUCGCCAUAGCGCGCGGUCCAGAGAGGCACAGCGGGUAGCCAACUUGCUCUCUGUGUUGUUUCGGAAGCUGCAAGACGCGGAUAUUCAGGGGCUUUGCAAGACGAGGGCGUUGGACCAGACGCCAGGCGUGCAAUCUGACGAUCAGGGGCUCGCGCUCUUUGGAGAAUUCGGUCUCUUGCACCAUCUGGAAGACCUGAGUGUAUUUUUUGACCUGGCGGUGACGUGA
Metarhizium brunneum ARSEF 3297 is the source of this 1803-nucleotide messenger RNA. It is a transcript of the gene TF23, whose product is annotated as Trichosetin biosynthesis cluster transcription factor TF23. Lineage: Eukaryota; Fungi; Ascomycota; Sordariomycetes; Hypocreales; Clavicipitaceae. The record is from RefSeq and is a predicted model, not a curated record. Gene Ontology annotation, molecular function: zinc ion binding; DNA binding. Gene Ontology annotation, biological process: DNA-templated transcription.